AUGGCGCGAAAGUGGCAAAAACUAGCAGUUGCGAGCAGGAAAAGAAUUUCCUGGUCAAGAAUAGUCGCUGAGAAGGGACACUUUGUAGUUUACACAAGGGAUAAAAGACGGUUUAUGAUUCCACUGGCAUACCUCAGAAGUGAGAUUUUCACGGAGCUCUUUAAAAUGGCAGAAGAAGAGUUCGGAGUAGCUGGAUCUGGGCCAAUUAUGCUUCCUUGUGAUUCAAGUUUCAUGGAGUAUGCAAUCUCCAUGAUCCAGAGACAUGUAUCUGAGGAUUUGGAAAAGGCACUGAUCAUGUCUAUGAACACCUGUAGAUAUUCAGCAUUGUCAAAUGGCCUUGAAGAACAAAAUAAUCAGCAAAAGUUAAUCUGGCUAGAGUUUCCUUUGAUUCACUGUAACGCAACCGAUUACUGGAAAAUGAAACUAUUCACAUUUCAGCUGCAUCAGAUGGACAGUAUGAAAGUAGGAAGUGUAGCCAUUUAG
Messenger RNA from Amaranthus tricolor (Joseph's coat), 483 nucleotides. RefSeq names its product auxin-responsive protein SAUR64-like. NCBI's taxonomy places the organism in Eukaryota, Viridiplantae, Streptophyta, Magnoliopsida, Caryophyllales, Amaranthaceae. Gene Ontology annotation, biological process: response to auxin. Bases 1 to 483 code for a protein of 160 amino acids. The record is from RefSeq and is a predicted model, not a curated record. The transcript has 2 exons.